UUGCAAUUAUUUACUAGACACAAGCUAUAAAAGGAAAACUUUACGUGUUGAACAAAGACAGAAGGGAUAAGGAAGAAGUGGACUUUGAAGACCCAGUUUUAAAGCACCGAAGGUGAAUAUUAAAUGGGAAACGUGCCGCGGCGGUGCGUGAUUUGACUCACUUCUGUAAUCAAAUUUUAAUUUUUUUUUUCUUCGUAUUAUGACGUUUUGCUACAAUAGUUGAUGGACGAAUUCAGGUGAAAAAUAUAACGCGCUUUCUCUAAGCGAUUUUGGGAAAAGCGAAUUUUAGUUAUAAUGUGCCUUUUGACGGACGUAAAAUGGUUCCGUUGGUGAUCUUCGUUUUGGUGACCCUCCUAUUACAAUUGACAAGUACCCAAAAUGAGACGGAAGAAUUACUGUACCAGCACCAAAUGCAAAACAGACUGCGACGGACGAUCAACAUCGGACCUUGCAGGAUCGUCUUGUAUUCAGAAUGUCCAGAUCCGGAGGUGACGUUUUUCAUGUAUUCCACCGCUCAUCCAGAGAGUCCCGAGCAGGUUUACACCUCGACCAACCUGCGGGGGACGAAUCUACAAAAAACCUCUUUCGAUCCCCGCAAACCCACCAAGGUGAUCAUACACGGUUAUAAUUCGAAUAUGUUCCUAAGUGCCCUUACUGAAUUAAGGCAAGAAUACCUUAAAACAAACGACUACAACAUUUUCGCGGUGGACUGGAGCCCUUUGAACAAAUCCCCUUGUUACCCGGCGGCAGUGUGGAACUCCCGACACGUUGGCACUUGCGUAGCCCAAUUAAUCGAUAGAAUUCGGGACAUGGGUGCCGAGAACAUCCACGUAAUCGGGUUCAGUUUAGGUGCCCAUAUAACCAACUAUCUCUCGAUAGCGCUUCGGCCUUAUAAGCUUCCGAGAAUCACGGGGCUGGACCCGGCCCUUCCAGGCUUCAUAACGGGAAACCUGGACGAAAAGCUGGAUAAAAGCGAUGCCACGUUUGUGGACGUUUACCACACCAAUGCCCUGAUGCAAGGAAAAGCCGAGGAGAGUGGCCACGUGGAUUUUUAUUUUAAUGGGGGGUCAGUACAACCCGGGUGCUGGGGACCAGAGUUUUUCUCUUGUAACCACCAUAGGGCUCCGCUGUACUACGCGGAAUCGAUUAACUCGGACGCGGGAUUUUGGGGAUGGAAGUGCCCCAGCUACUUUGACUAUUUGGGGGGCAGGUGCCCCCCGAGUGUUUCUAAUGAACUGUACGUCUUGGCAGGCGAAAAAUUGAGGCAUGGGAUAGUAGGUACAUAUAUGGUGAUCACUGGAUCUUCACCACCGUUUGCUAUUGGGCCGUACAACUUCACCACUGGUGCCUGGUUGAAGGGCCAGAAACCGGUUGAAGAUACUCUGGAUAAUUCCAUUGGAACCGACCAAGAGUACCAGCAGCCGGACUUUGAAGUUGAUGUAGUUGAACCUGACGAACUUUUCAAUCAACUGUUGGAGCAGAAAGUUGAAAAUGAACGUCUGUACAAUAAUGUUUUUGGGGGAGCAAUAUACGAUAAUUUGGUUUAGGGGU
Molecule: messenger RNA, 1551 nt
Organism: Anthonomus grandis grandis
Lineage: Eukaryota; Metazoa; Arthropoda; Insecta; Coleoptera; Curculionidae
Product: lipase member H-like
Exons: 7
Coding region: 318-1547 (409 amino acids)
Biological process (GO): lipid metabolic process
Molecular function (GO): lipase activity
Source: RefSeq, a predicted model, not a curated record